Bradysia coprophila is the source of this 961-nucleotide messenger RNA. RefSeq names its product chymotrypsin B-like. The record is from RefSeq and is a predicted model, not a curated record. Gene Ontology annotation, molecular function: serine-type endopeptidase activity. Gene Ontology annotation, biological process: proteolysis. Lineage: Eukaryota; Metazoa; Arthropoda; Insecta; Diptera; Sciaridae.
GUUAUGUAUCAAAAAUGCAUUCGUCUAUUGCAAUUUGUUUUAUUAUUUCGAUUUGGGUGUCUAAUUCCGAAACUGCACAAGAGAGUCGAAUUUAUGAUGGCUACGCAAUCGACAUUUCUGAAGCACCGUACAUGGCUCAAGUUUACUUCUUGGACAAAAAACAUUUCGAACAUAGAUGUGGAGGAGCGAUUUUGAGAGAAGAUAUCGUCAUUACUGCAGGACACUGUGUCAGGGAUAGUCAUACGUUGGAAGAUCGCGAUGCUAAGGGCUUUAGCGUUAUGGUAGGUGCUACAGAACGACAUGAUCCUAAAAUGGGACAUACAUUGGAGGUACAAAACGUUUAUCCACAUCCAAACUUCAAAGGGCACAAAGGUGGGCUCCAUCAUGACGUUGGGAUUUUGCGAUUGGCAAGUAAAAUUGUGAUGGGUGAAAAUACGGAGUCAAUUAAAUUGGCUCUUUCAAGUGACGAGACUCCAGUAGGAAGAAAGAUAAUAACAAGUGGCUGGGGAAGAAAUCCACAACAUCCCAACGACGAGGGUCUGUACCAAGCCAUAAUGGCAAUCAGUUCUUAUCGGGAAUGUGCCAAAAGAUACAAUCAAGACAUAGAGGAAUUAAAAAAACACGAAAUUUGUGCAAAGCCAGUGCAAGGAAAGACAUGUCCGGGUGAUUCUGGGGGCCCCGCUAUAGACACAAAAACAAAUCGCAUAAUUGGAUUGACUUCGUUUGGUAAAGGUGGUUGUGACGUAAAUCACGCAGUAGUUUUUGUCAAAAUCACCGACAAUUUGGAUUUUAUCCACAGUAUUAUCAGUCAAAAUGUUACGAAUGACUCUAGUGUUGCAUCGGAUGAUGGAUGUGACGAGCCUUCGCUAGAAGAACACUAGAAUUAGAUUUUGUUCAAAUUUUCUGGGUGAUGGGAAAACGAAUUGACAUGGAAAGUUCAAAUAAAAGUUAUUGAAUCACA